UGAAUUGGCAUCAAAACGCUCACAUUGCGCAUUUGCUUUACCCACGUGAACCGCAGACAUAAUCAUUGUUUUUUAUUGAAAUAACCGAUCGCAAAUAUUGGAACAUGGGUAUUUUGGGACUUUCAAAAUUGAUCGCGGAUGUUGCUCCCGAAGCAAUUAAAGAGUGCGAACUGAAACAUCUUUUUGGUCGCAAAAUUGCUAUUGAUGCUUCUAUGUGUUUGUAUCAAUUUUUAAUAGCUGUCAGAUCGGAAGGUGCCCAACUAACUUCUGUGGAUGGUGAAACUACAAGUCAUCUUAUGGGUACAUUUUAUCGAACAAUAAGAUUGGUGGAAAAUGGUAUAAAACCGGUUUAUGUUUUUGAUGGUAAACCGCCUACAUUAAAAGGUGGAGAAUUAGCUAAGCGGGCUGAAAGAAGAGAAGAAGCUCAAAAACAAUUACAAGCAGCUGAAGAAGCUGGCAAUGCCGAAGAUGUUGAUAAAUUUAAUCGUAGACUUGUUAAAGUUACCAAACAACAUGCUGAAGAUGCAAAACAACUGCUUAAAUUGAUGGGCAUUCCGUAUAUUGACGCUCCCUGUGAAGCUGAAGCUCAAUGUGCUGCAAUGGUAAAAUCUGGUAAAGUGUAUGCAACAGCAACUGAAGAUAUGGAUGCAUUAACAUUUGGAAGCAAUGUUCUAUUGCGUCGUUUAACGUUUAGUGAAGCAAGAAAGAUGCCAAUUCAAGAAAUUCAAUAUGAUAAAGUAUUACAUGGACUGCAACUUAACAAAGAAGAAUUUAUAGAUUUAUGUAUCAUGCUAGGAUGUGAUUACACAUCGAGCAUCAAAGGAGUUGGCCCAAAAAGAGCAAUAGAGCUGAUUAGAAACCACAAAUCUCUUGAAAAGAUUCUUGAUAAUUUGGAUACUAAAAAGUAUCCAGUACCAGAAGAUUGGAACUAUAAAGAUGCUAGAAUGCUAUUUAUAGAACCAGAAAUAAAAGAUCCUGAAGAAGUUGAUUUAAAGUGGAAUGAUCCAGAUGAAGAUGGCCUUGUUCAAUUUUUAUGUGGUGACAAGCAAUUUAAUGAAGAAAGAGUAAGGAAUGGAGCCAAAAAAUUGGUGAAAGCUAGGCAUACAGGUACUCAAGGAAGAAUUGAUUCAUUCUUUAAAAUUCUACCUUCUACUACACCUCAAAAAAGAAAACAGACUGAUGAUAAAAAAACUUCAAACAAAAAGGCAAAAACUACUGGAGGUGGCAGAGGUCGAAAACCAAAAUAAAUUUUUAAAUUAUAAAUUCAUUGUUUCAUUUUGCUGUUGGUUGAGUAAAGUGAGUUUUUGAAACUCUAUCAUCAUUACUUUUAUCUCAUAUGCUUGAAUAUUUUAGAUUUGUACAUAUUUUUAUAAUUAAAUUUUUCCACAAAA
This is a messenger RNA of Trichogramma pretiosum, 1391 nucleotides long. RefSeq names its product flap endonuclease 1 (gene Fen1). Gene Ontology annotation, cellular component: nucleus. The transcript has 8 exons. Gene Ontology annotation, molecular function: RNA-DNA hybrid ribonuclease activity; 5'-flap endonuclease activity; 5'-3' exonuclease activity. Lineage: Eukaryota; Metazoa; Arthropoda; Insecta; Hymenoptera; Trichogrammatidae. Bases 105 to 1247 code for a protein of 380 amino acids. The record is from RefSeq and is a predicted model, not a curated record.